CCCAGAACCGCGCACGCGCUCUUCCGUUUGUUGUGUCCCGCGCACGCGCAGUGAGAAGUCGCGGCAAAUAUGGCGGGUCCAGCGCCGGGUACGAUUAUGGGAGAAGACUACUUCGGGAAUGCGCCGGAGUGGGGCGAAGAGGCGGACGGCGGCCAGCAUCAGGAAGACGACUCCGGAGAAGGGGAGGACGAUGCUGAGGUGCAGCAGGAGUGCCUGCAUAAGUUCUCCACCCGGGACUAUAUCAUGGAGCCCUCCAUCUUCAACACUCUGAAGAGGUAUUUCCAGGCAGGAGGGUCUCCAGAAAAUGUCAUCCAGCUCUUAUCUGAGAACUAUACAGCGGUGGCGCAGACUGUGAACCUGCUGGCCGAGUGGCUCAUUCAGACAGGUGUUGAGCCAGUGCAGGUACAGGAGACUGUGGAAAACCACUUGAAGAGUUUGCUGAUCAAGCACUUUGACCCUCGGAAAGCAGAUUCUAUUUUCACUGAAGAAGGAGAGACCCCAGCUUGGCUUGAGCAGAUGAUCGCACACACAACAUGGAGAGAUCUCUUUUAUAAGCUGGCGGAGGCCCAUCCUGACUGUCUGAUGCUCAACUUCACCGUGAAGCUCAUUUCUGAUGCGGGGUACCAAGGGGAGAUCACCAGCGUGUCCACGGCUUGCCAGCAGUUGGAAGUGUUCUCCAGGGUGCUUCGGACCUCUCUAGCCACAAUCUUGGAUGGAGGAGAAGAAAACCUUGAGAAAAAUCUCCCCGAGUUUGCAAAGAUGGUGUGCCAUGGGGAGCACACGUACCUGUUUGCACAGGCCAUGAUGUCCGUGCUGGCCCAGGAGGAACAGGGCGGUUCUGCAGUGCGCAGGGUUGCUCAAGAAGUCCAGCGCUUCGCUCAGGAGAAAGGCCAUGAUGCCAGUCAGAUCACACUGGCCUUGGGCACAGCGGCUUCCUAUCCCCGUGCCUGCCAGGCGCUUGGCGCCAUGCUGUCCAGAGGAGCCCUGAAUCCUGCAGACAUCACUGUCUUGUUCAAGAUGUUCACCAGCAUGGACCCUCCUCCUGUGGAACUCAUCCGGGUGCCAGCCUUCCUGGACCUGUUCAUGCAGUCGCUCUUCAAGCCAGGGGCCAAGAUCAACCAGGAUCACAAGCACAAGUACAUCCACAUCCUGGCUUAUGCUGCCAGUGUGGUUGAGACCUGGAAGAAGAACAAGCGGGUUAGCAUUGGCAAAGAUGAGCUCAAGUCCACGUCCAAGGCUAUAGAAACCGUCCACAAUCUGUGCUGCAAUGAGAACAAAGGGGCCUCUGAGCUGGUGGCUGAGCUGAGCACGCUUUAUCAGUGCAUUAGGUUUCCAGUGGUGGCGAUGGGUGUGCUCAAGUGGGUAGACUGGACUGUGUCAGAGCCAAGGUACUUCCAGCUACAGACCGAUCACACGCCAGUUCACCUGGCCUUGUUGGAUGAGAUCAGCACCUGCCACCAGCUCCUGCACCCCCAGGUUCUGCAGCUGCUUGUUAAGCUUUUUGAGACCGAGCACUCCCAGCUAGACGUGAUGGAGCAGCUCGAGUUGAAAAAGACCCUGCUGGACAGGAUGGUGCACCUGCUGAGCCGCGGCUACGUCCUGCCUGUGGUCAGUUAUAUCCGCAAAUGUCUGGAGAAGCUGGACACUGACAUCUCACUCAUCCGAUACUUUGUCACUGAGGUUCUGGAUGUCAUCGCUCCUCCAUACACCUCAGACUUUGUGCAACUUUUCCUCCCCAUCUUGGAAAAUGACAGCAUCGCGGGCACAAUCAAGGCAGAGGGCGAACAUGAUCCCGUGACGGAGUUCAUUGCUCACUGCAAGUCUAACUUUAUCGUGGUGAACUGAGAGCAUCUGUAACUGAAGCCGAACCUUCCAUGCCAGCCGGGGGCUGGGGGACCAGUUCCGUGCCAGCCGGAGGCUGGGGGGCCAGAGGACUGGUUCAGAAAGCUGCUCUGUGAAGAGGCUCCGUGCCAGCCUCCUGGAAGCAGGGCCUGCUGGGAAAGAGCAGGCAGCUUCUCUCAAAGGUAGCUUCUGUGGUAGACAGCCCCUCUGUAUUACGGUGUGGCUCUAUGCUACAUGUCACAUGCUAGUUAUGUGCGUGCCACCUCUGGAGAGGAACCCAGUGGGCCUCUGGGUAGUGGGAAUCCAGCAGCUGGGACGCUCCCAUGAAGGGUUUGUGUAAGUUCCCUUCCUAUGACCCAGACAGUCGGUUAUUUUAUUGCUUAAGCUUCCAAGUGUGUGUCCUUGUAUGCUAUCCUCAUGUAAAUAAAAUAUACAAGCAUGGU
Molecule: messenger RNA, 2285 nt
Organism: Mastomys coucha (southern multimammate mouse)
Lineage: Eukaryota; Metazoa; Chordata; Mammalia; Rodentia; Muridae
Gene: Nelfcd
Product: negative elongation factor complex member C/D
Exons: 15
Coding region: 70-1845 (591 amino acids)
Biological process (GO): negative regulation of transcription elongation by RNA polymerase II
Cellular component (GO): nucleus; NELF complex
Molecular function (GO): RNA binding
Source: RefSeq, a predicted model, not a curated record